This is a messenger RNA of Sphenostylis stenocarpa, 1986 nucleotides long. The record is from the annotation of a GenBank genome assembly. NCBI's taxonomy places the organism in Eukaryota, Viridiplantae, Streptophyta, Magnoliopsida, Fabales, Fabaceae.
AUGACUCGGUUAGUGUUGAGAACAGCAGCAUCAACUGCACGUCGCAAACGCGCUUACUCCACAUUGCGGACCAAAACCGCGAACCUUACGAGCAUGUUCGGCAAAUACGUGGACAAAAACAGCGUCUCUAGCUGGAACACCGUCAUCGCAGACCUCGCUCGAAGCGGCGAUUCCGUGGAAGCUCUCAGCGCAUUUUCCUCCAUGCGCAAGCUCUCUCUGCAUCCCAACCGCUCCACUUUCCCCUGCGCCCUCAAGGCCUGCGCCGCGCUCUCCGACCUCCGCGCCGGCACGCAGACCCACCAGCAGGCCUUCGGCUUCGGCUUCGGCCGGGAUCUCUUCGUCUCCACCGCUCUCGUAGACAUGUACUCCAAGUGCGGGCACCCCGACCACGCGCGCGACGUAUUCGACGAAAUUCCCAGCCGAUACGCCGUCUCAUGGACGUCCAUGAUUGCAGGUUACGUCCAAAACGACCGUGCCCGGGACGCCGUUUGCCUCUUUAAGGAGCUGAUGGUCGAGGAGAGCGGGAGUGUGGAAUCUGAGGAUGGCGUUUUCGUGGAUUCCGUGCUUGUGGGGUGUGUUCUCUCGGCGUGUUCGCGGCUUGGGUGGAGGAGUGCGACUGAAGGGGUUCAUGGGUUGGUGCUCAAAAGGGGGUUUGAAGGGUGUGUUGGUGUUGGGAAUACUUUGAUGGAUGCUUAUGCCAAGUGUGGGGAGAUGGGGGUGGCGAGGAAAGUGUUUGAUGGAAUGCAUGAGAGUGAUGUCUACUCUUGGAACUCUAUGAUUGCUGAGUACGCGCAGAAUGGGUUGUCAGCAGAGGCUUUCUGUGUUUUCGGUGACAUGGUGAAGAGUGGCAAGGUUAAAUAUAACGGGGUGACAUUAUCUGCGGUGUUGUUGGCCUGCGCGAAUUCAGGAGCUUUGCAGAUGGGGAAGUGCAUACAUGAUCAGAUUAUAAAGAUGGAUUUGGAGGAUAGUGUGUUUGUAGGUACAUCUAUAGUGGAUAUGUACUGCAAAUGUGGGAGAGUUGAGAUGGCUAGGAAGGCAUUUGAUCGUAUGAAAGUGAAGAAUGUUAAGUCAUGGACUGCUAUGGUUGCUGGUUAUGGAAUGCAUGGCCGUGCAAAAGAGGCUAUGGAAGUCUUCUACAAGAUGAUAAGGUCUGGAGACAAGCCAAAUUACAUUACCUUUGUGUCAGUUUUAGCUGCAUGCAGCCAUGCUGGUUUGUUAAAAGAAGGCUGGCAUUGGUUUAAUAGAAUGAAAGGUGAAUUUAAUGUUGAACCUGGGAUUGAGCAUUAUUCAUGCAUGGUUGAUCUCCUUGGACGUGCUGGCUAUCUUAAUGAGGCUUAUAGUUUGAUCCAGGAAAUGAAUGUGAAACCUGAUUUUAUAAUCUGGGGUUCCCUUCUUGGGGCUUGUAGGAUUCAUAAAAAUGUGGAACUUGGGGAGAUCUCUGCUAGGAAACUAUUUCAGUUAGAUCCAAGUAAUUGCGGGUACUAUGUUCUACUCUCCAAUAUUUAUGCUGAUGCUGGAAGGUGGGACGAAGUUGAAAGGAUGAGGAUAUUGAUGAAAAAUCGUGGAUUGCUUAAAACCCCUGGAUUUAGUAUAGUGGAAAUCAAAGGUAGGAUACACGUAUUCUUAGUUGGAGACAAAGAACAUCCUCAACAUGAGAAGAUUUAUGAGUAUAUGGACAAAUUAAAUGCCAAGCUGCAAGAACUUGGGUAUAUGCCAAAUGUGACAUCGGUGCUUCAUGAUGUUGAUGAGGAAGAGAAAGAAAUGGUUCUAAGAGUUCAUAGUGAGAAACUAGCUGUUGCCUUUGGAAUCAUUAAUUCAGUUCCUGGGUCAGUAAUCCAUAUCAUAAAAAAUCUUAGAAUUUGUGGUGACUGCCACAUUGCAAUUAAAUUGAUUUCAAAAGUAGUAAAUCGAGAAAUUGUAGUCAGAGAUUCCAAGCGGUUUCAUCAUUUUAAGGAUGGGUUGUGUUCAUGUGGGGACUAUUGGUGA